Messenger RNA from Empidonax traillii (willow flycatcher), 11684 nucleotides. RefSeq names its product lysine methyltransferase 2D (gene KMT2D). The transcript is spliced from 33 exons. Gene Ontology annotation, cellular component: MLL3/4 complex; nucleus. Bases 1 to 11202 code for a protein of 3733 amino acids. The record is from RefSeq and is a predicted model, not a curated record. Gene Ontology annotation, biological process: positive regulation of transcription by RNA polymerase II. NCBI's taxonomy places the organism in Eukaryota, Metazoa, Chordata, Aves, Passeriformes, Tyrannidae. Gene Ontology annotation, molecular function: histone H3K4 methyltransferase activity; transcription coactivator activity; histone binding.
AUGCUGACAGAACCCUCCCUGUUCCAGGAGGCGUUUUUUGGGAAGGCGCUGAUGGACCUGAGCCGGAAGGCGCUGCUGGCAGCGGGCGGGGUGGGGGACGGGGCCGCCCGCCCCUCCCUGGGCCAGAGCGCCCCAAGGCCCAAGGGGGACCCCAACCUGGCUGGAGCACUGCAGGGAGCCCCCCUGGACAGGAGGGAGACCCCCACCCACCCCCGAGGGGAUGACAGCACUGAUGGCAGCGCCGCCGCUCCCGACGACGAUGGCAAGGACGACGCGAAGGCCGAGGACCUGGGGGCCGAUGAGCCAAAGGAUUCCCCAGACCCUGGGGAUGCUGAGAAACCAGCCACCCCGGGCGAGGGAGCGCUGAGCUCUGACCUGGACAAGAUCCCCACGGAAGAGCUGCCCAAGAUGGAGAGCAAGGACGUGCAGCAGCUCUUCAAGGAUGUGUUGGGCUCGGCGGAGCGGGGGGAGCAGCCCCUCAACUGCGUGGCCGGGGGGAUGGAGGCCGGGCAGGACCCCGGCCGGGCACAGCGCCCCUUCCUGCAGGGAGACCUCCAGCUCUCAGGGCAGGGGAGCGUUUCCCUGGGCUCGCUCUCUGGAUCCGUCUCCCUGGACUCGUAUUCGGGGGUCUGCCAGUCCCCGUUCCUCGAUAGCAGGGAGCGGAGCGGCUUCUUCAGCCCAGACCACUGCGAGCCUGAGAGCCCCUGGGCCAGCAGCUCGGCCGCCACCACCCCCUCGACCCCCACAACGCCCACCACAGAGGGGGAGGGCGAUGGCCUGUCCUACAACCAGCGCAGCCUCCAGCGCUGGGAGAAGGACGAGGAGCUGGGCGAGCUCUCCACCAUCUCCCCUGUCCUCUACGCCAACAUGAACUUCCCCAACCUCAAGCAGGAUUAUCCAGACUGGUCGAGCCGCUGCAAGCAGAUCAUGAAGCUCUGGAGGAAGGUCCCUGCCACGGACAAAGCCCCGUAUUUGCAAAAGGCCAAAGAUAACCGGGCGGCUCAUCGCAUCAACAAGGUGCAGAAGCAGGCCGAGAGCCAGAUCAACAAGCAGACCAAAGGGGAGGGACUGCGCAAGCCGGAGAGGCCCUCGCUGCACCUGCGGAUCCCGGUGCCGCCGGGGGCACAGCCCGUCUACAUCAGCAGCCCCCCCGCCGCCGGAGAGGGCUUCCUGAAGCCCCCGGCGGGCGCAGGAGCGGGGCCGGAGUCUCCCAGCGAGCUUUUCCUCAAGCUCCCGCCCCAGUCCCCCGCCCAAGUGCCUUCGCACGACCCUUACGGCGCCUACGCACUGGAGCCCCGCUUCCCCUCGCCCCUGGGCCAGAGCCCCACGGCGGGCGCUGCCUUCCAGCCCUUCCCUGGCCAGCCCCAGCCCCUCACCGCCCCCCGCGCCCCCCACGACUUCCACCCCACGCCCCCCGGAACCCCCCGGCACCAGCCCGGCACCCCAGACCCUUUCCUGAAGCCCCGGUGCCCCUCCUUGGACAACCUCUCGAUGCCAGGGAGCCCCGGGGCGCGGCCCCCCGAGGCCCUGCUCUCUCCCCUGCCUUUCGGGGAGCAGAAGAAGGGUCUGGAGGUGAAGAAGGAGGAAGGGGGGAGCCUGGGGGUCUGCUCGCCCGGCUACGCUUCUGCCAUGGGCUACGGGGACUCCUCGGGCGGCCCCCACCUCUCGGCUGGGGAGCUGAAGGCAGCCGACGUCUUCAAAGCCCCCAUGACCCCACGGGUCUCUCAGGUAGAGCCACAGAGCCCGGGGCUGGGGCACCGGCCCCCCGACCCCCACCCCUUGGCCCCUUCGCCCCCCGGCCACCCCGAUCUCUACCGCCAGUCCCCCUACCUGGACCCCUACUCGCAGCCUCCGCUGACGCCCCGGCUGCAGCCCCCCGAGGCCUGCUGCCCCCUCCCGCCCCGCUCCCUGCCCUCUGAACCCUUCUCCCGCGUCCCUGCCAGCCCCCAGUCCCAGCUGCCCGGCGGCCAGGACGGGGCCCUCGGCACCAUGAGCCAGUCGGAGCUGGAGAAGCAGCGGCAGCGCCAGCGGCUCCGGGAGCUGCUCAUCCGGCAGCAGAUCCAGCGGAACAGCCUGCGGCAGGAGAAGGAGAGCGCGGCCGCCGCCGCCACCUCCUCACCCGCCGCCUGGGCCCCCGAGGCCACCGGGCAGGGCUUCGAGCUGAGCCGGGGCAUGGCCCCCUACCAGCCAGCACAGGACAAGGGGCUCCUCGGGACGCUGGCCACGGCGGCUGGCGCUGGGAAGCUGCCCGGCUCUGUCAUGGUGCAGGCAGCGUUUCCCCAGGAUGAGAGGCUCUCCCGGCCCCCACCCGCGGCCACUCCAGCCACGCUGGACAUCAACGGGCGGGCAACGGUGGGGCCCCCCCAGGCCUUCUACCCCCGCGGGGUCUUCCCAGCGCCAUCCCCGCAGCAACAGCAGCAGCAGCAGCAGCACCUCUGGCAGCAGCAGCAGCAGCAGGCGGCUGUGGCGGCCCUGCGGCUCCCUGUGACCUCCCGCUUCGCGCCCCCGGCCGCCGGGACCCCCAUGGGCAGCCUGGGCACCCGCCUGCCCGCCCCCGCCGAGGCCGUGCCCUCGCUGUCCGCCACCCUGGGCGCUCCCUUCAUCGAGCUGCGGCACAACGUGCAGAAGGGACCUGGGGGGGUCAUGGGGUCCCCCUUCGCCCCCCAGGCACCCCGGCCUCGCUUCUUCCUGCCCGGGGAGGAGGGCACCCCCCAGGCCCUCUGCACCCCCGUCGUGCCCAUGCAGGCGCUGCCGCCCCAGAAGGUUCCGGCGCCGCUCCCGCCCGCGUCCCCGCAGGGAGCAGAGAUGGGCAACAGCCACCAGCAGCCCCACGCCAAGGCGGCCCCCCCGCCACUGCCGGCCCCCACCCUGGAGCUGCAGCACGUGCCCCCCCGCCCGCUGUCCUCGGGCACUGCCCUGCGCCCUGAGGGUCCCAAGGAUGGCCCCGCUCCAGACCCGGCGCCAGCCCCAGGGAAGAGCCACCUGAGCCUGGAGGGGGCACGGCUGCCCUGCGAGGUGCCCGUGGAGCCCGACUUGGACGAUGACUUCGGCUCCCACAAGGACUUGGAAGAUGACGACGAUUUGGCCAACCUGAGCCUGGAUCCGGAUGUGGCCAAAGGGGACGAUGACUUGGACAACCUGGACAGCCUGGAGACCGCAGACCCCCACCUCGAUGACCUGCUGAACGGUGACGAGUUUGACCUGCUGGCCUACACCGACCCCGAGCUGGACACCGGGGACAAGAAGGACAUCUUCAACGAGCACCUGCGCCUGGUCGAGUCGGCCAACGAGAAAGCCGAGCGUGAGGCCCAGCUCAAGACGGAGCCGCCAGCGCCCACCCUGAAGCUCCCCGACCCUGGGGACAGCAAAGAUGUGACCCCAUCUGCAGAGAACCAGGAGGUGCCCAAGGAAGGGCUGGUGCCCAGUGCGAGCUUGGGGCCCUCUCCCUGCCCCAUGGGCACCGUGCUGGCCCCUGACCCAGCUUUCAAGGUGCAGGGUGCGGAGGCAAAGCCCGGCUCGCUGCCCACCGAGGUGAAGCCCAAGCUGGAGGAUGGCUGCCUGAAGACCUCGCCCUGCCAGUUCACUGGCCCUGAGCGGCUCCCGGUGCCCAUCAAGUCAGAGGGGCUGCAGGGCACCGACAAUAUCUCUGCCUCGCUGGGGCUGAGCCUCAAACCCAGCCAGACCCUCCUGAGCCCCAGCGCUGGCCCCGCUCGUCUCGGCCUGACUCAGUUCCCCAGUAGCGGCCACGCCGGUGUCCCCGUGCCAGACAAGGACCCCUACGCUGCCCCCGGCCGCGGGCUGGCCCCUGCCCAGCUGGGCAGCCAGAGCAACCCCUUGCUGGAAAAGUUUGAGCUGGACAGCGGAGCGCUGGGGCUGGGCAGCGCCCGGCACUCGCCGGCGGAUGACCUGGACAAGAUGGAGAGCUCGCUGGUGGCCAGCGAGCUGCCUCUGCUCAUCGAGGACCUGCUGGAGCACGAGAAGAAGGAGCUGCAGAAGAAGCAGCAGAUGUCGGCCCACCUGCCCCGCGGCACCCCCCACCUACCGGCCCCGGGGCACCCCGUACUGCACACGGGGGCGGCUGGGCAGCCCCCUGAGGGGCAGCCACCCCGCCUGGGCACCCCUCAGGCCCCCCUCCAGCUGGGGCUGGUGGCCCGGCCGCCGCUGAUGCCGCCACAGCCCCCCCGGCUCGGCGCACCCCAGCAGGGCCCGGCGCUGGCCCCCCACAUGGGCAUGGCCUCCGGACAGCCCCACGUGCUGGCGUCCCCCCAUGGAGUGCAGGUGGCCCUGGGGCAGCCGCAGCAGAGCCAGCAGCAGGUGCUGGUGCAGAAGCCAAUGGCUGGGGUGCAGCCCCCCAGCCUGGGCCUGAAGCCCCCCCAGCUUGUCAUGCAGCAGCAGUUGGCCAACAGCUUCUUCCCAGACACAGACCUGGACAAGUUUGCGGCUGAGGACAUCAUGGACCCCAUUGCCAAGGCCAAGAUGGUGGCACUGAAGGGCAUCAAGAAGGUGAUGGCUCAGGGCAGCAUUGGGGUGGCCCCAGGCAUGAACAGGCAACAGGUUUCCCUGCUGGCCCAGCGGCUCUCGGGGGGCCCAGCAGUCUCUGAGAUGCAGAACCACUUGCUGGCAGGGAGCGGGCAGGAGCGAAGCAGCACAGACCCGACCCAGGCUCGCCCCAACCCCCCCACCUUUGCACAGGGUGUCAUCAACGAGGCCGACCAGCGGCAGUACGAGGAGUGGCUGUUCCACACGCAGCAGCUGCUGCAGAUGCAGCUGAAGGUGCUGGAGGAGCAGAUCGGGGCUCACCGCAAGUCCCGCAAGGCGCUCUGUGCCAAGCAGCGCACGGCCAAGAAGGCCGGCAGGGAGUUCCCCGAGGCCGACGCCGAGAAGCUGAAGCUGGUGACGGAGCAGCAGAGCAAGAUCCAGAAGCAGCUGGACCAGGUGCGGAAGCAGCAGAAGGAACACACCAACCUCAUGGCUGAGUACCGCAACAAGCAGCAGCAGCACCAGCACCAGGCCUCGGCCGUGAUGGCUCUGAGCCCCUCGCAGAGCCCCCGCCUCAUGUCCAAGCUCCCGGGGCAGCUCCUCUCGGCACACGGGGUGCAGCAGCCCGGGGGGGCCGUGGUCGGAGCGCAGGGCCUGGGGCAGCAGCCAGGGCAGCCCGGGGGGCUGCGCCUGUCACAGGGCGGCGUGUCCAUGGCUGUGCAGCAGGGCCUGUCCUUCAUGGGGCAGCAGGCCAUGGGCAACGCCCCGGGACCUGGCUCCUCCAGCGCCUUCUUCGCCGGGAACCCCGCGCUGCGCGGGCUGGCUGCUGACAGCCGCCUGAUGCAGGAGCGGCAGCUCCAGAGGAUGCAGCUGGCGCAGAAGCUGCAGCAGCAGCAGAACAUGCUGGGACAGGUGUCACUGCAGCAGCAGCAGCAGCCGGGCGUGAUGGGACAGAGCUCCAUGCAGCAACCAGGUGUGAUGGGACAGGUGUCGCUGCAGCAGCCAGGGGUGAUGGGACAGGCGUCCAUGCAGCAACAGGGUGUGAUGGGACAGACCUCCCUGCAGCAGCCAGGAGUGAUGGGACAGGCGUCCAUGCAGCAAUCAGGUGUGAUGGGACAGGCAUCAAUGCAGCAAUCAGGUGUGAUGGGACAGACGUCACUGCAGCAAUCAGGUGUCAUGGCACAAGCGUCGAUGCAGCAGCAGAGUGUGAUGGGUCAAGCCUCCAUGCAGCAGCCUGGUGUGAUGGGACAGGCAUCGCUGCAGCAGCCCGGUGUGAUGGGACAGGCAUCCAUGCAGCAACAGGGUGUGAUGGCCCAGGCAGCCAUGCAGCAGCCCGGUGUGAUGGCACAGACGGCGAUGCAGCAACAGGGCAUGAUGGGUCAGGCGUCCAUGCAGCAGCCCGGUGUGAUGGGACAGAGCUCCAUGCAGCCCCAGAGCAUCAUGGCCCAGACGUCCAUGCAGCAGCCAGGCGUGAUGGGACAAGCUUCAAUGCAACAGGCAGGUGUGAUGGCGCAGACGUCGAUGCAGCAGCCAGGCAUGAUGGGCCAGGCGUCCAUGCAGCAGCCAGGGGUGCUGGGCCAGGCCCCGAUGCAGCCGACGGCCAUGGCGGGGCAGCCCGGCCUGCUGGGGCAGCAGCAGCAGCCCCCGACCCCCCAGCCCGGCGCAGGGGCUCAGCCCAUGGUGCCGAAGGCGGGGGGGCUGCUGGGCAGCCAGCAGAGCCUGCUGGUGCAGCAGCUCUCGCCCCAGCAGCAGCCGGGCGUGCUGGGCCACGCGCCGGCACCGGGGCUGCAGCCCCAGCCCGUGCUGGGCCACCCCCCGCCCCAGCGCCAGGUGCUCCUGGCCCCCCACCAGCAGCGGGUGCUGGGCUCGCCCCAGCUGGCACCGCAGACUCCGGGGAUGCUGAGCCACCGGCUCGUGCUGUCCCAGCAGCUGGGACAGUCGCGGGCACUGCUGACCCCGCAGCAGCAGCAGCAGCAGCAGCAGAACUCGGCGGCCGCCCAGCCAGGCCUCCUGGGGCUGGGCCAGGGGCAGCCCUCGAUCCAGCACUUUCCGCAGCACGGGGCGGGGGGCCAGGCCCCCUCUGUGCUGCACCUGAGUCAGGGAAUGCAGCCGGCCCCGGCGGUCCUGGCUGCCAAGGACCAGCCCGCGGGGGUGGAUGGCAGCGCCCUGCCCGCCGAGGGCGGCGAGAGCGGGGGGCAGCUGCACGGGGAGCAGCAGGGACCCCUCAACCCCCAAGGGCUGGGGGGCCCAGAGGCCGUGGCCCCCAAGCACCAGGCUGAGCUGGGGCAGGGCCAGCAGCUCCUCUUGGGCUCCCCACAGCCGGGAAUGCUGCGGGCAGCCCCUGGGCAGCAGGGUACCCUGCUCGCCCCGCCGCUGCAGAGCCCCGGGGCCGCCCACCCCGAGCUGUCCCAGCAGCACGGGGACACGGCCGGGGUGGCGGAGCCGUCGCUGGGCUGCGGGCCUGGCCCGGCACAGGGCAUGGUGCCAGCGCCACGGCCCCCGGAGCAGCCGGGCAAGGGGCCGGCAGGGGCCCUGCAGGGGCAGCCCCAGCCCCCGCGGCUCCAGAGCCCCGGGCAGCACAAAGCAGGGCCAGCACCGGGCAUGGCCACGCUCCCCACGGGGCUCCUGGGGCAGGUGCCGGGGCCGGUGAUGGGCCAGAUCCGGGCGCAGCUCCAGGGUGUCCUGGCCAAGAACCCGCAGCUGCGGCACCUGACGCCGCAGCAGCAGCAGCAGCUCCAGGCCCUCCUGGUGCAGCGGCACCAGCAGAGCCUCCUGCAGCAGAGCCAGGCGCUCCGGACCCCCGGCCCCUUCCCCGGGCAGGCCCCGGACUACGGCUCGCCCGCCGCCCGCCAGCCCCCUCGCCCCGUGGGGUCCCUCUUCCAGCCCCGGCCGGGCACCCCAGCAGAGGCAGGGCAGCCCCCCCAGCAGCCCCUGGCAGAGCUGGUGCAGGCAGCCCUGGCUGCCCGUGGCCCCCAGCCCGGCCUUGUCCGCCUCCCCACUCCACCAGCCCCCUCUCCCUUGGGCUGUGCCCCCCAGCACCUGGUCAGCCCCGAGCAGAGCCCCCAAGAGCCAAAGAAGACGUCACCGGGGGUCCCGGCCUCGACCCCCAGCCCCGCGGUGCCUGCAGAGCCGGGGCUGACGCCCACGCCGAGCACUGCCCUCCCUGACCCAGCACACGGCCCCUGGGACCCCGAGGCACCCGGGGUGGACCCAGCUGACCCCAGCGAGAUCCACAUCAACGGGGCAGUGCCGGAGGGGGCCCCCACGGCAGGCGGAGGCUCCCAGGUGUUGGUGAAGCAGGAGCCGAAGGAGGAGGCGGCGGCAGCGGCGCAGUGUGAGCUGGACGGAGACGAGACGGCAAAACCGGAGGCCAACGGGGACCCUGGGGCCGGCCAAGCCAACAGCCUGCUGGCCCCGGGCGGGCGCUCCGAGGCUGGGCACCUGCUGCUGCAGAAGCUGCUGCGGGCCAAGAACGUGCAGCUCUCGGCACAGAGCCCGGGUGAGCUCAACGGGCACACGGAGAGCCGGAGCGCCGGGAUGGAGCCGCGGCCACAACCGCUGCUGCUGGGCCGGGAGGACCCCUCCAUCGCCAGGAAGCCGGCACCCACCAAGCCCAAGCGGGUGCAGAAAGGCAACGAGCGGAUCCCGGCGUCCCGCAAGAAGCUGCGGAAGGACGAGGGGCUGCGUCCCGGCGAGGCCCUCAUGAGGCAGCUGAAACAGGAGCUGUCGCUGCUGCCGCUGACGGAGCCGACCAUCACAGCCAACUUCAGCCUCUUCGCGCCCUUCGGCAGCAGCCCCAUCAACGGCAAGAGCCAACUGCGGGGCGCCUUCGGCAGCGCCGUGCUCGACAGCGUCCCCGACUACUACUCCCAGCUGCUCACCAAGAACAACCUCAGCAACCCGCCCACGCCACCCUCCUCGCUGCCCCCCACGCCCCCUCCCUCUGUGCAGCAGAAGAUGGUGAACGGUGUCACGGCCCCCGAGGAGCUGGGUGAGCAGCCCAAGGACACUGACCCAGCCCGGGAGCCCCACGGCCAGAAAGACACACCGGCCGUGGAGGUGAAGAGCCUGGACCUGCUGGCAGCUCUGCCCACCCCUCCACACAACCAGACCGAGGACGUCAGGAUGGAGAGCGACGACGAGAGCGACUCCCCCGACAGCAUCGUCCCUGCCUCGUCCCCCGAGAGCGUCCUGGGCGAGGAGCUGCUCCGGUUCCCGCUGCUCAGCGAGGCCAAGCCAGAGCUGGAGGAGCGUGUGCUGUCUCCCAUCAUCCCCAUCAUCCCCCGGGCCAGUAUCCCAGUGUUCCCUGACACGAAACCCUACGAGGCCGCGGAGCCCUUUGGGGCCCCCCCAGGGAAGGUGGGGGCCGCAGGCCCAGGAGCGCCAUGGGAGAAGGGCAAGAGCAGCGAGGUCUCUGUCAUGCUGACGGUGUCCGCGGCGGCCGCCAAGAACCUCAACGGUGUGAUGGUGGCCAUGGCUGAGCUGCUGAGCGUGAAGAUCCCCAGCUCCUACGAGGUGCUGUUCCCUGACGGCCCCGUGCGAGCGGCCGUGGUCGAGGCCAAGAAGGUGGAGGCCGAUAUGGCUGGGAUGCUGGGAGGGAAGGAGAAGGCGCUGGCUGGGAAGGUGCCGGACAGCAGCUCCGAGUGGCUGAAGCAGUUCGACGCGGUGCUGCCCGGCUACAGCCUCAAGGGCGAGCUGGACCUCCUGACGCUGCUCAGACAGGAGAGCCCCGUGCCCGAGAAGACCCUUCACCACUGCUACGUCAACAACGUGUCCAACCUGGACGUACGGCAGCUCUCCGUCAUGCCCCAGGAGCCCUCGCCCCCCCUGUCCCCCUCCGUCCCCUCCCCGUCCAGCCCCGCCGAGCCCACCAGGGUCCCCGACCCCGAGGUGACCCACGAGGCCGCCCCGGCCCCGCCGUCGCCGCUGCCGCCAGCCCCCUCCCCGGCCCCCCAGGAGGAAGGGGCCGCAGCCCCCCACUCGCCGCCCCGUUUCAAGCCGCGCUCGCGGCCGCCCGAGGACGGGGACGAGGCGCGGCCGCGGCUGAAGAAGUGGAAGGGGGUGCGCUGGAAACGGCUGCGCUUCCUCGUCACCAUCCAGAAAGGGGGGGCCAAGCGCGACGGCGACAAGGAGAUUGCCGAGUUCAUCGACAAGCUGGGCACCACCCUGCGCCCCGAGAAGGUGCCGCGGGACCUGCGCAAGUGCUGCUUCUGCCACGAGGAGGGCGACGGGGCCACGGACGGGCCGGCCCGCCUGCUCAACCUUGACCUCGACCUCUGGGUCCACCUGAACUGCGCCCUGUGGUCCACGGAGGUGUACGAGACGCAGGGCGGGGCCCUGAUCAACGUGGAGGUGGCCCUGCACCGCGGGCUGCUCACCAAGUGCUCCCUGUGCCAGAAAACCGGCGCCACCAACAGCUGCAACCGCAUCCGCUGCCCCAGCGUGUACCACUUUGCCUGCGCCAUCCGCGCCAAGUGCAUGUUCUUCAAGGACAAGACCAUGCUGUGCCCGCUGCACAAGCUGAAGGGGCCCUGCGAGCAGGAGCUCAGCAGCUUCACCGUGUUCCGCCGCGUGUACAUCGAGCGGGACGAGGUGAAGCAGAUCGCCAGCAUCAUCCAGCGCGGGGAGCGGCUCCACAUGUUCCGCGUGGGCGGGCUGGUCUUCCACGCCAUCGGGCAGCUGCUGCCCCACCAGAUGGCCGAUUUCCACAGCGUCACCGCGCUCUACCCCGUGGGCUACGAGGCCACGCGCAUCUACUGGAGCCUGCGGACCAACAACCGCCGCUGCUGCUACCGCUGCACCAUCUGCGAGAACAACGGGCGCCCCGAGUUCGUCGUGCAGGUCAUCGAGCAGGGCCUGGAGGAUCUUGUCUUCUCCGACUCCUCGCCACAGGCCGUCUGGAACCGGAUCAUCGAGCCGGUGGCGAUGAUGAGGAAGGAGGCCGACAUGCUGCGGCUCUUCCCCGAGUACCUGAAGGGUGAGGAGCUCUUCGGCCUCACAGUGCACGCGGUGCUGCGCAUCGCCGAGUCGCUGCCGGGCGUCGAGAGCUGCCAGAACUACCUGUUCCGCUACGGGCGCCAUCCCCUGAUGGAGCUGCCGCUGAUGAUCAACCCCACCGGCUGCGCCCGCUCCGAGCCCAAGAUCCUCACCCAUUACAAGAGGCCCCACACCCUGAACAGCACAAGCAUGUCCAAGGCCUACCAGAGCACGUUCACGGGCGAGACCAACACGCCCUACAGCAAACAGUUCGUGCACUCCAAGUCCUCCCAGUACCGGCGCCUGAAGACGGAGUGGAAGAACAACGUGUACCUGGCGCGCUCCCGCAUCCAGGGGCUGGGGCUCUACGCGGCCAAGGACAUCGAGAAGCACACGAUGGUCAUCGAGUACAUCGGCACCAUCAUCCGCAACGAGGUGGCCAACCGGCGGGAGAAGAUCUACGAGGAGCAGAACCGUGGCAUCUACAUGUUCCGCAUCAACAACGAGCACGUCAUUGACGCCACACUGACGGGGGGCCCGGCCAGGUACAUCAACCACUCGUGUGCCCCGAACUGUGUGGCCGAAGUCGUGACCUUCGAUAAGGAGGACAAGAUCAUCAUCAUCUCCAGCCGGCGCAUCCCCAAGGGGGAGGAGCUCACCUACGACUACCAGUUCGACUUCGAGGACGAUCAGCACAAGAUCCCCUGCCACUGUGGAGCCUGGAAUUGCAGGAAGUGGAUGAACUAGCUGGGAAAAACGGGGCUGGGGGCUGCCAUCCCCGCCUGGGAGACCUCGCCGAGCCCCUCCCCGGGGCCGCGGGAGGUGCCAGGGGCGGCCGGGCACAGAGGGAGGAGCGGCCGCGGCGCCGCCGGCCCUGCCCGGGCGGGACAGACGGACGGACGAACUGGCAACUCAGGGUUUUCUUUGCUUCGUCCUGCGAGGAAAAAAACAAACAAACAAACAAAAAAAACGGAGUGGGGGGCUCGGAAACCCCCCCUUCAGCACCUCCCCCCCCCGCCAGCCUCCCUCGUGGGGGAGCCACGGGGGAGCAGCGCCGGGCCCAGCGCGCGAAGCCGGCCCGGAUAUAACGAUUAUUUUAUUCUAUUUUAUUUUAUUUUGUUUUGUUUUCUUUUUUUGUUUUUGUUUUUUUGUUUGUUUUGUUUUUUUGUUUUUUUUUGGUUUUUUUUUUUUAGAAACUAAUAAUAUUUGCUCGCUAAUUACCAAGGUAA